AUUUGCUCUGCUCCUCCUUUCGGUGAACACGUUCUUUAUGCGUCCGAAACGGCUUUAAUUUUUCUCUCCUCUAAUGUCUUUUGACGUACGAGACAAAUUAUUUUUGUGUCCAUAACAGCGGACGGAUGGCGGCGAUUUCGUCGUUUAUUGCAUUGCUGACACACCGAACCCGCAGUAAGUACCAUGUAUGCGGAAAUACCUAUUCGAUACUCGGUCCUGGCCGGCACACACGUGGUUUUUUUUUCGUCACAAUUUUAAUAUAUUUGUUCAUUUUGGCGACCGUCCGAAACGAUUAUAUUUUCGUAUUAUUCAAUGCGUACGUCGUCGGAUAAUUUGCCGUUGUGAUUUUAUCGUGUAAUUGUCCGUGGCCCGUCAACGAGCGAAGUCCGCGGCCCCUCCACCGGUUGGGUAUUCCCAAAGUGGUCCAGAAAACCCGGUGUGAGGUUGCUUGUGGUGUACCAAUAAUGUAUUCUAUUCAAACGAUAAUCCUAUACCUACCCGUAGUGGAUAGUUGUAUACACCUUAAAUGGAACAGGCGAAAAUUGUGUGACUUUUUCCGACCGGCGCACGUGUUUUUUUUUGUUUUUACACAAUUGCAUUAUCUAUAUGUGACUUUCGUGACAAUAAUACUGUGUAUUAUUAAGACACACAAAAUAUAUUCAUUUAGGCAAUCUAACAGUGAACAAAUGCAAUACAUGUUCAAAGAGGUUCAAAUACAAAAGUUCAUUGAAGGAGCAUAUAAUAAACAGUCACUUUGUGAAGAAACAAAAACACAUAUGUAAGGUCUGUGAAAAAAUUUUGUCUUCGAAAAAAACUUUACGGUACCACUUGAACGCACAUCAUAAUAAAAAAGAAUUUAUGUGUGGGGUAUGUGGAUUGACGUUCAUCGCACCUUACAAAAAGAGUCGUCACCGCAAAAAAAAAUGUAUUAACAAUAAUUUAACCAAACACUAUAUUAUAUAUCACAUUGUUUUUAACAGCUUACUUUUUCCAGGACCAUUGAAGUGUAAUCCACAACCUCUACACUGGCAACCAUUCUCAAAUCAUAAUAAUUCAAAUGGAACAGCAGUCAACGUAUGAACCAUUGUUGCAGAUGGAAGUGGUUGAGUCUUCAUAUAUUGAGUUUUUUAUUGCGUUUUUUUUAUCAAGGUGGUUCGCCUAUAGCCCUAAUCCACCGUUUCGCAAACUUUAUACUGGAUGCUAAAAAUUAUAAAUUAU
Molecule: messenger RNA, 1218 nt
Organism: Cinara cedri
Lineage: Eukaryota; Metazoa; Arthropoda; Insecta; Hemiptera; Aphididae
Source: the annotation of a GenBank genome assembly